AUGGAUGUGAAACAUGUAUUGAUUCAGUUAACCGUGCCUGAGGACUACACUCGGAUUUUCCAUUGCCGGUACGAAUGUCCAGAUCUUAUGAAUCCUGCCGAAUUCCUUGCCGAUUUGAUAUCUAUUGAUUAUAGCUCUGCUGAAUGUGUGCAUUCUUCGCAAACAAGGAUUGACAAACUUGUUGCCGAGUUCUCGCAGAAUUCUCUUGUUAUGGAAUGUGCAAGUCCAGUUAAUGCUUCGAAGGAUUUGAGUUUUCCAACCAAGUUCGCUAGAAAAUCCUUAACUAAACGUCGAGCCGGAUGGUGGAAGCAGUUCCGAUUGCUCCUUAAACGCGCAUGGAUGCAGGCUUUUCGUGAUGGGCCUACAAAUAAAGUCCGGACACGAAUGUCCGUUGCAGCUGCAGUUAUAUUCGGAUCCGUUUUCUGGCGCAUGGGAAGAUCACAAACAUCUAUACAAGAUAGAAUGGGACUUCUUCAGGUAGCUGCCAUAAACACAGCGAUGGCGGCACUGACGAAAACUGUAAGCGUAUUUCCGAAGGAACGAACGAUCAUAAAUCGAGAGCACGCAAAAAGAUCCUAUGCUAUGGGACCAUAUCUACUAUCCAAAUUGCUUGCCGAAAUCCCCAUUGGAGCAGCGUUUCCAUUGAUGUUUGGUUCAAUCCUAUAUCCUAUGGCUCGUCUUCAUCCUUCCUUAUCUCGGGCAUUUCAAGGUCUUUGUAUUAAUGAGUUCAGUGGCCUCCAGUUUGAGCAUCAAUAUGCGUACGACAUUCAAACCGGAGAACAG
Phalaenopsis equestris is the source of this 783-nucleotide messenger RNA. RefSeq names its product ABC transporter G family member 7-like. The record is from RefSeq and is a predicted model, not a curated record. Gene Ontology annotation, molecular function: ABC-type transporter activity. The transcript has 5 exons. The annotation marks the transcript as partial. Gene Ontology annotation, cellular component: membrane. NCBI's taxonomy places the organism in Eukaryota, Viridiplantae, Streptophyta, Magnoliopsida, Asparagales, Orchidaceae.